Sclerotinia sclerotiorum 1980 UF-70 is the source of this 1182-nucleotide messenger RNA. RefSeq lists its product with no specific name. The record is from RefSeq and is a predicted model, not a curated record. Bases 1 to 1182 code for a protein of 393 amino acids. The transcript has 5 exons. Lineage: Eukaryota; Fungi; Ascomycota; Leotiomycetes; Helotiales; Sclerotiniaceae.
AUGCAACGAAAACUACCAAAACUUUAUGGCAACCGCCCAAUCGACGCACCCUCUCAGAGAAUUCAUGGCAUCAACACCCAAGAACCUACAAUGUCCCGGAAAGAAGCCCUAGAAGCUAUCUGCCACCCACCGUCCGGUGGAAAAAGAAAAGCCAAGACAAACCUUGAUACCUCUUUUCCUUGUGGAAAUUUUGACGUCGACUUUUCAGCCAAAUGUGUUGUGAUGCACGGUUUAAGGUACGGUGAGGUGGUGGACUGGAAAGCUUGUCUGGCACAUAGAGCGGAUAUUCUUGGGUUCCCUAAGGCACGCCUUGUCCUCGAGGCCCAGGCGUAUCUGAUGAGUUCACUGCGCAAGGUUGUUGAUGGCAUACUUCAAGGUGUUGAUACGAAUGCAUCACCUGCAGCUGAAAAGUGGAAUUCCAUGGCCUGGGGCUGGUUAAAGAAUGAAUGUGAACAUGUCAAAUCAAUCCACGAUCGAUUUCGAGAUAAUAUUGCACAAAGCGAAAAUCUUCUAACGAAGUAUGAUAAGGCGUUGGGCGCACUUGAACUUUUGGUGGUGAAUAAGGUCAAUCGUCGUGCCGGCCUUCUUGGGCAAAGGACUUCGCAGCGACCUGGAUGCUCUCACAACUAUAUAAUAACACGGAGAUCCCAAGACCAAGGACCUGAUAUCCUCGAAACAAGACGGAAAGGAGGACUUCGUUCCGAUGAAAAAUAUUUAUUCGAAAAUGACCUCCUGGAUUACUGUGUAUUUAAUCUACGAGCAAGACCAGACAGGCAAGCAAACCUAGAUCCAAAAGAAAACCGAUUACCUUUGGAUCAUGCACUAUUAUUUUCUCUUAGAGAAAAUCACCUUGCUAAGAGUAGUUUCAAAGAAAAGUCUCGCGUAGAUGAGAUCUUAUCCAGCGAUCUAUCCGAUCUAGCAGCCUGUCAUGAAAUCUUGGUAGCAAUCAGUUUACAUCGACCUCAAAGUCAUGCUAGAACUUUGGACGAGGUGAAGCAAUCAGAAAAAAGAAAACCCUGGAAAGCUUUUGGCUUGAGAUACUUUACCAACAACGAAUGCUCCAAGCUUGGAAAAGCACUCUUUAAGGAUUUCUACGAGAUUCAGCUUCCUAGUGAUCGGAAGAACAUGGCUUGGUUGGAUCGUACCAAAAGUAGCAGGAAAGCACUUGAGGCAUUCUGGUAG